Molecule: messenger RNA, 2526 nt
Organism: Osmia bicornis bicornis
Lineage: Eukaryota; Metazoa; Arthropoda; Insecta; Hymenoptera; Megachilidae
Exons: 5
Coding region: 1-2526 (841 amino acids)
Source: RefSeq, a predicted model, not a curated record
AUGGAUGUGUCGAGUCUCAAAGAUUUUAAGAAACUCAGGAUUUGCUAUUUGCAUUUUGCUGAGGAUGAUUAUAAAUUGGGAUAUGCACAGCGAAAAUUAAAAGAUAACGUUGUUCCAUCAUUGAAUUUAAGUGGAUAUUCUGAAGAAAAUCCCAGUAUAAAUGCAUCAGUGCAUGAUGUGGCAUCAAAUAUACAUACACAACACAAUAUUAUGGAAGAUGUACAUGAGGAAAGGAAUGAUGAUGUCCUUACAGAAAAUAAGAAUAUCUCUUAUGAAGCUGGCCCUAGCGUAAGUUCUACACCCAAACGUAAGAGGCUUCAGUUAUUACAGAAUAAUGAUUCUGAAAUCGAUUUAACACCGAAGGCUGCACGGCUGUAUAACAUAGCGACACAAAUUCGAAGAAAGCAGCUAAAUGUAUCCAAAACAUUAAUUGGGUACAGAAAAAGGUUAAGAGAAGCUCAGAAGUGUACUGAAAAUACAGUAUUUUUAAAGCUUAUGUCUACUCUUUCUAAACCUCAACAGCUAUUUCUUAGCAUGCAAUUUCGCAAUUCUGAAUAUAAACCUCAAGGAAGAAGAUUUACAAUGAAAGAAAAAGUUCUUGCGUUGGCAUUAUACAAGCAGUCUGGAAGGUGUUACAGACUAUUAGAAAGUAUAUUUCACCUUCCGUCUGCAAGAUCAUUGAGGCAGAUCUUAAAUAGAAUUAAUGUCAAUACAGGGUGCAAUCAAUUCAUAUGUCGACAACUGCAGGAAAAAGGUACAACAAUGAGCAGCAUAGAUAAAGUGUGUUGUGUAAUGUUUGAUGAGAUGGCAAUACAACCCCACGUUGAAUACGAUCAAGUAUCGGACUGUAUCGUGGGGUUUGAAGAUUAUCAGACUAUAAGAACGAUGAAAUACGCAGAUCAUGCGUUGGUAUUUAUGAUUCGAGGUAUACAUACCGGGUGGAAGUUCCCUGUUGCAUAUUAUUUUACGGAAAAUCAGGCAAGUACCGCACAUUUAGUACAAUGUAUUACAGAAAUAAUACAGUCUGUAGUGGAUAGUGGUUUCUUGCCUGUUGCGCUUAUAUGCGAUCAGGGAAAAACAAACGUGGCUGCAAUUAACCAAUUAAAAGCAGACACAAGGAUAAAUAUGCAGGACAAAGUAGAAUAUAGUAACACUAUCUACCUUGCUGGAGUAGAAAUUUGUCCUCUAUACGAUCCACCUCACCUGAUGAAGGGGAUCAGAAAUAAUUUAUUAACUAAAGAUAUAGAAUUAGAUUUUAAGAAUGAAGGAAAUGAACGGCGCUUUGCGCAAUGGAAAAUAAUUGAACUGGCGUAUAAAAUGGACAUCCAUUCAAAAUCUAUAUGUCGAUUGAUGCCGAAGCUAACAGAUGAGCAUAUUUUGAAGCACAAAAUCAGGAAAAUGAAAGUUAAAUACGCGACACAAAUUUUGAGUCGAUCUGUGGCAGGAUUCAUAGACCACCACACAAAAUUUGAUAGCGGAAUGGAGACAGAGAUUGGCCAUCUCCGAAUGCCGGUAAAGCAAGGCCAUGACACGGCGGAAAUGGCGUUAUUUUUCGACAGGCUAUUCGAUUCGGUUAAUGGUCAUUCGGUAAAGCCCGAAACAGAACUCCGGAGUAUAGUUACCAGAAAAUCCAACCAUGGCGAAUUUUGGGGUAGUGCAAUAAAGAAGUUGUCUGAAAUGCGCUUUGUCAGCAUCAGUACUCACUGCCCUGUGCAUACGACCCCAGUACUCAAACAUUGGCAAGCAACAAUUGGCGGGUUUCAAACCCUGUGGCAAUUGUUGCAAAGAUUAGGAUUCAAGUACUUCAGGCCCAGAUAUUUAAAUCAGGAUCCACUUGAAAAUUUUUUCGGGUGCAUCCGCAGUUUAAAUUACAGAUACACGAAUCCCACAGCAAAACAUUUCAAAAGCAAUUUUAAAACACUAUUAGUCAAUAAUUUAAGUUCGAAAAAUAGUUUCGGAAAUUGCGAAACGAUUUGCGAUGGCAAUUUGUUGUUAACACUUGAAACACUAAAUACUGGCACUCCAAACCAUAAUCAGGAAUAUCCCAUUGAAAACAUGUUACACCAGAGCACACCAGGUAACUUGUUUCCAAUUUUGGACAAUAGAAACAGUUUUUUAAGCCAGACAAAUUAUAAAGUAUUAAGACAUCGAUCAAUUAGAAUGUGCGCUGAUUGCUGUGCAGCAGUAUCAGAGCAGAAUAGCAGCGUUCAAAAUAACUUUAAAAAAACAUAUCAGCUCCUGCUGCAACAUUUGCCAAAUAUUUGUCAUACGCAGCAGUUAAAAAUGCAAUUGAAAACUAUUUUAUUAAUUAAUAUUAAUUAUUCUUUUCAUUGUACCAAACACGGCAAUAUUUUAACAGAUAUUUAUGUCAAUGAAUUAGUCACUAUCGUCGUAACGGCGUGGUGCAAAUUUAUAAACACUUUGCUAAAGAGAAGGCGAAGCAUGAAUACAACUACCCAUAUAAUUUAUAUAGAAGCGAUUAAAAAAGGCGAAAAAAAUGUAUUGCGCAGCAACAGGACAGUUUAA